Molecule: messenger RNA, 1945 nt
Organism: Cicer arietinum (chickpea)
Lineage: Eukaryota; Viridiplantae; Streptophyta; Magnoliopsida; Fabales; Fabaceae
Source: RefSeq, a predicted model, not a curated record
AAGAUUUAGUUUUUUUUUGACGUGUAAGAAGAUUUACUUUGUAUAUAGAAUAUCGCAAUCCUAUAAAUUUUAGGUCUUGAAUAGAAUAGUGACUAUAAUUUGAAACUUCCACUGUAUUCUACAUAAGCAGUUGAAAAAUCCAUAAGAAAGAAGAAGAAUGAGUUUCCUCCGCAAAUCAAUGACCAACCUAACCAAGGUUUCCAUGAACAUCACCAAACAUGUGUUCUCCAAAGAAAAAUUUCAAAGACAGAAUAUUGUGUUUUCGCCAUUGUCGCUCCAAACUGUGCUAAGCAUCAUCACCGCUGGUUCUGAGGGUCCCACACAACAACAGCUUCUCUCCUUCCUCCGAUCAAAAUCCACCGCUAAUCUUAACUCCUUAUACUCUCACCUGGUGGAGGCGCGCUUGUCUUUCGUCAACGGUGUUUGGGUAGAACAUCUCUUGAUGUUUACUGAUUAUAAAGCCACUCUCUCCCCAGUUGAUUUCAUCAACAAGCCUGAUGAAGUGAGAGAAGAAGUGAAUAUAUGGGCCGCAAAACAGACAAAUGACCUUAUAAAAGAUAUUCUACCACGUGGGUCAGUUGAUAGUUUAACUUAUCUCAUUUUCGCAAAUGCAUUAUACUUCAAAGGAGUUUGGGAUCAAAAGUUUAAUGUUUCGAAAACAAAAGACUAUGAUUUUCACCUUCUCAAUGGUAGUUCGAUCAAGGUUCCCUUCAUGACUAAUUGGGAUAUGCAAUAUAUCAGUGUUUUCGAUGGGUUUAAAGUCCUUUGUCUUCCUUAUAACCAAGGUAAAGAUAAACGUCAAUUCUCUAUGUACUUUUUUCUUCCUGAUGCAAAAGAUGGAUUGUUAGCUUUGAUUGAGAAGUUAACUUAUGAAUCUGAGUUCCUGGAACAAAAGCUACCUUGUCGAAAAAUGAAAGUAGGCGAUUUCAGAAUUCCAAGGUUCGAGAUUUCUUUUCAACUUGAAACUCCUAGUGUGUUGAAGGAGUUCGGGGUGGUUUCACUCUUUGAAGUGAUGGGAAAUUCAACAACAAAUAACAAUAACAACUCUAACAGCAGCGGAUCCAUUCCGAAUGUUGGACUCCCUCGGACUCCCCAACAUGAAGGAGGUUUGACAAAAAUGGUGAACUCUCCAAAGCUACAUCACAUGGAUCGUAUAGUUAUUGGAAAGGCCGAUGAAGUUGCCAAUGAAGUGAACUUAUGGGCGGAAAAAGAGACAAAUGGUCUUUUAAUUAAAGAACUUCUUCCUCUAGGUUCAGUCAAUAGCUUAACCAGACUCAUCUUUGCUAAUGCAUUGUACUUUAAAGGACUAUGGAAUGAUAAGUUUGAUGCUAGGUUAACCAAAGACAAUGAUUUUCACCUUCUGAAUGGCACCUCAGUCAAAGUUCCCUUCAUGACCAGCAAGAAGAAGCGGUUUAUUAAAGCUUUUGAUGGUUUUAAAGUUCUUGGUAUUCCUUAUAAGCAAGGUGAAGAUAAGCGACAAUUUUCUAUGUACUUCUUUCUUCCAGAUGCGAAGGUGACUUCUGAAUCUGAGCUACUAGAACACAAGCUUCCUCGCGAAAAAGUGAAAGUAGGUGACUUCAGAAUUCUGAGAUUCAAUAUUUCUUUUGGGAUUGAAACUUCUGAUACGUUGAAGGAGCUAGGAGUGGUUUUACCUUUCUAUGGAGGUGUAACAAAAAUGGUGGACUCUCCUAUGAGUCAAGACCUCUAUGUUUCCAACAUAUUUCACAAGUCUUUUAUUCAAGUAAAUGAAGAAGGCACUAAAGCUGCUGCUGCAAUACUCUUUAUUCGAAAGUGGUCAAUCCUCUUACUAGGUGAUCUUAACUUCUCAUCCCGGAAUCAAUUGAAUCACCCAUAAAUAAACCGUGAAACUGUGUGUUUUUUUUAAUAAGAAUGCAUUUUUUAUGAAGAUGGUUUACUGUUUUUGAUACGAUCGUAGAAUUGGUAU